This is a messenger RNA of Didymosphaeria variabile, 1203 nucleotides long. RefSeq lists its product as uncharacterized. NCBI's taxonomy places the organism in Eukaryota, Fungi, Ascomycota, Dothideomycetes, Pleosporales, Didymosphaeriaceae. The transcript is spliced from 4 exons. The record is from RefSeq and is a predicted model, not a curated record. Bases 1 to 1203 code for a protein of 400 amino acids.
AUGGGAGCAGCCGCAGCCACCGUCGCGCUCAGGUACGGCACCACGCUGAAAACAAAGCCAUUCGAGCAAAUCAUAACACAAGCCGCAGGAGCGAGCUCGACGGUCAAUCGCGACGAGUUCAAUGCCUUUGCUUUCGCCUCUCAAUUUGAGGACGUCGAGCGGGCUAUCGAGAACCUGGCCAAGAGCGGCGCCGGCAAGGGCUUCGGCUUCCCGCAGUAUGGAGGUCGUCGCGAAUCCAUGCCCGUUGCGGGUGGAGGUCCGCGUCCGUAUCAAGAGUUCGACCCCCGCAUGAGCGGAUCGCAGCGUCACCACUCCGUGAGCGAGUACGACGGAUCGCGCUCCCACUCCGCGUCCAACGUUCAGGGAUACUACCAGAACCAGCGCAACUACGGUCCUCGUCCCAACGAUGCCGACCAGAUGGCCCAGGCGAAGCGUCGCAUGGCGGCCCAGCGUGAGCGCGAGCUGCGCAACUACCACCAAGAGCAGCAGUACCAUAGAAAUGUUUCUGGGUCCAAAUCCGACCGCUCGAUGAGUCCCAAUGCGAUGAGUGAAGACGAGCGCCGCGAGCUCAUCGCCCGCCAGCACCGCGCGUUGUACGGCGAAUCUUCCCAAUUGUACAAUAACAACCCGACGUCGAGCCAGGACGUUCGCGUUUCCGGGGCCGGUCGCGGCCCCUCGCCACUGGCUUUUGAUCCGUUUGGCAUGCAAGCUCCCGGCGCUACUGGUGAAGCCCCGGUUCAGAUGCCAACACGAGGGGACAAGGAUGUCGCUGGCGGUGCGCAGGAGGCCCGUGCCAACAGCAAUUCGUCUCCUGGGUCGAGCCAGAACCCAGCGUUCGCUCUCUUCGACAACGCUCAGCAGGCCAGUCGCACAUCCAACUCGUCCCCUGGUGGCUCUCCUCCUCGUCAAGGCUCCAAAGUGAACGGUUCUGGUGUUGCCCCUAUCGGCACGCGUCCCAUCGCCAACCAGGGUCAACCCGCCGGUAAUUCUCUAAACAAGGGCAGGACUACGCCCCUUCCGUCGCCUCUGAGCUACAAUCCUUACAACGCUAGCGAACAAAAUGCUAAUACUAAUCCCACCACGUCCGCGUCUUUGAACCCUUCCUCCACGGUCACGGACAACAAGGGCCUCGGGAUGGGCUGGAACAAGGGCCCCUGGGGCAACACCCCCAACCACGGCGUCCAAGCCUCUGUUUGGGGCUAG